UUGAACAUGUUGAUAGGGAGAUCAAAGAGGCAAAGAAGGUUUCACAACCACCAAAGAAGAAGAAGCGUGUGAAGAAGUCUGAUACAAGCUAUUUCAUGGGUCAUUUUCCAUCCUUUUUCCACCCAUAUAUACAAACAGUUCAGAAUGUUGAGGAUGAUGGUAACUGUGGCUAUAGAGCCGUUGCUGCAUUACUCGGACUACCAUCAGGUGAGGAAAGUUGGUCAUGGGUUAGGGCAGCGUUGAUAGAAGAACUUGAACGACACAGAGGGUUGUAUGAUGAAAUGUGGUCCAGACAUGUGGUUAAUGUCUUACAUUCCCGACUCACUCUUCCUCCUGGUGAUCCGGCUACCGAGGAUAAAUGGAUGCAACUGCCAGAGAUGGGAUACCUUGUAGCAACCAGGUUCCAAGUGGUUUUCAUAUCCAUCUCCUCUACGGGUUGUUGGUCAUACCUUCCACUAAGAGGAGAAGGUCCACCGGAUGUACAUCAUGUUAUAGCUGUUGGUCAUGUGAUAAAUCACUUUGUACAGCUCCAUCUAACUCUUGGACAUUCUAUGCCGCCAAUUGCUCUCCAGUGGGAACGGUAUGUUGAUCCUACAUCAGUAAGCUGGUGCGUCCCAUAUGAUACACGUUUACGCAGGUUUUUUCAAUAUAAGAGUCGGCAUAUAAUGACUGGAAAUAGAAAGCAUGAUUAA
Molecule: messenger RNA, 692 nt
Organism: Lotus japonicus
Lineage: Eukaryota; Viridiplantae; Streptophyta; Magnoliopsida; Fabales; Fabaceae
Exons: 3
Coding region: 96-692 (198 amino acids)
Source: RefSeq, a predicted model, not a curated record